This is a messenger RNA of Patiria miniata (bat star), 10145 nucleotides long. RefSeq lists its product as uncharacterized. The coding region runs from base 24 to 10145 and encodes 3373 amino acids. Gene Ontology annotation, molecular function: ATP hydrolysis activity; ubiquitin-protein transferase activity. NCBI's taxonomy places the organism in Eukaryota, Metazoa, Echinodermata, Asteroidea, Valvatida, Asterinidae. The record is from RefSeq and is a predicted model, not a curated record. The transcript is spliced from 2 exons.
GGGAUGAAAUUUGCCAAGUGACUAUGAGCUAUAUGAGGGACGAUAUGACUGUGGCAAAAUUUGAGCAGGAUGAGCUGAAUGACUUGCGUAGUAGAGCUUUGUUGAUGGUUAAUUCAAGAUUGUCUUAUGAAUCGGCGAGACAAGGAGGAGAAUGUUGUUCGUCUAAACAGCUCCAACAGUUUAUCCAAUGUGUUGAUGAAGUAAAUGAGAUCGUCGAGCUUUGCUCGGGGCUAGCAAAUGCUGGUCACUACAACUUCAAGAGCUUUCAACGAAGUGUAAGAACUCUACAUUUUCUUCUUAGUCUUAAAAGUACCCAGAAGACUGAGUUCCAACACUGGAAGAACAUAUUAGAUGGCGAAAGGAGUAAAUUCCACUACUUGAACUUUUUCCAUUCAAGACAACUGUGGAUGCUCGACCAGUUUUUCAGAGGAGAAAAUGAAAAUGAUGUUGACAUUAUGAAUCUUUUCCAUUAUGUGAAUGCCGGAAUUAACGUGAGCAGUCAUCUGAGACAAUACUACGAACAACCGAAAGAUAGUGCUGAUGUGGAGGCUCGUUUGGUUGAGACAGGUAGAGCUCUAAACAAGAUCUUUUUGGACUGCAUGUCUAAAGACAGACGUAUUAGGCCUAUGAGUCUCAAAACAGCGCAAAAAGCUACAUUCGACAACACAGUACAACCUGGUAAGGUUUUCGUAGCAGAAUUGAAAAAAGACAGCAAAAGUUCGAUUCCAGUUCUCAUGAUGCUUAUGAGAAACACAACAGGCCAUUACCCCCAGGCAAGCCACGUUCUGUUUUGCCAUUCGGAAACAACUUGGGAGGAGGUCUACCUUCUGCUACGACGAUGUCGCAAUGCAUCGCAAAAUAAGUCAAAGACACUUUAUGCUCUCAUCAAUGUGGAACAACUGGCAACAGAGAUUCAGUUUUCGUUGGUGGAUGAAGUAAAAGGUCUCCAGCAAGACGAUCAGUCCUUCUUUCUGGCUAUCAUUUGCCGCGGCGGUUACCAUCAUCAUAUUAUUGAUCAAUUUUCUCCACAUUUCACACAUCAAAUUCAGGGAAUGACGGCGAAUGAGAUGAGAGAAUGUCUCGAGCAGGGAUGGCCAAAUGUUGAAGUGAUCACAUCUGAAGUCCCUGGACUGGGAAAGUCGGAGUACAUAGCCAGCAGAGCAGCAGAGCAAGAUAAGAAUGCCAUUUGUUUUGAGAUUGGAGGGCCGGUGACAAAGAGGGAAUUAGUUCAGCAGCUUCUUCAAAAGUCUUCAUCCGGGUUCCAAGUACUACACGUUGACAUAAGACCGACGUCUGAUCCAAGCCUAGUCGAUUCUUUCAUUUUCGAACUGUUGGUUAUUGGGAUGGUUGUGUCAGGUACACAUUUGUGCGAGUUGAGGUAUGAUGAGGUCUUCAUUGAGAUUUCAAACACGCAGCAGCACCACCUUCGCAACUCUUUGACAAACUGCAGUUAUUUUAACAGACGUCACAUAGAAUGGGACAACUACGACAGUUACCUAGUAAGCACAGACAUAAACAGCCCCGUCCAAGUUGUUUGCCACUAUCUCCAAGCAUCUGAAAAUGAGGUACUUGAUUCAAACGAGAUACAUUUGACGGGACCUGUAAAAGCCGAAAUCCUCCCCGACGUUCAAUGCAAGCAGCUUUUGAAGGAUCAUUUUUCCCUGAAGUCUAAAAUGGCAUUUUCCACCGUCAACAUCUUUCUGAACGUCCUUGCUACAGAAUUAAAGAAGAUGUCAGCAUCUCAAUUCUUUAGUACCAAAGGUCUGCAGGACAUGUUAGGGGCAGGUCCACAUCGAGUACGAUCUGAUGUUUUCAAUGCCCUUGAUGCAGUUGCAAAAGAGUUUUCGUCACGCUCUGUGGAAUCAAGUGAUACGAAACAACCGACUGGGAGGGAUGCGGAUAAAGUUUUGAGUGCGCAUACUCUGGGUCCGUCUGUUACCGCAGAAAAUAUGGUAGAGCGUGUCAAGGGCAUGGUGCAGUGGGCAGACAGCAAUCAUCUGAUAGUCGUAUUCAAUCAUUCAGACACACAAACGCUAUCUCCCCUAUACCGUCUGCUCAAUCAAGUUCCUGAAAGUGUCAAGGACCUAUUUGAAAAACAACUGAAAAAGGAGCUUCCAGACUAUCAGAGCAUCGAAAAAGUCCAGCUGCAAAACGUCUUAGAAAAAAUAUGCAGGGACACGCGUGACCCAUUCCCUAAAAGCAAGCUUGGCCACCUGAAAGAAUCCUACGCUCUUACACCUGACAACUUGAUGAAGAUGGUGUUGAUUCACAUGAGGGUUAAGUCACGAGUCCCAGUUGUCAUCAUGGGUGAAACGGGAUGUGGUAAGACCACUCUUAUCACUUUCCUAGCUCGAGUUUGUGAAGUUCAAUUCGAGGUUAUGAAUUUUCAUGCAGGCGUUUCUAAACGGAAUAUAAUUGACUUCAUUACCAAAAUGCAGAAAGACGCCGAGGAUAACCUUGAUCACGAUAUAUGGUGCUUCCUUGAUGAAAUAAACACUUGUGAUCACCUGGGACUACUGAGUGAGAUCAUCUGUCAUCAAACGUGUCUAGGCGAACGCCUACCACCGAAUCUGGUAUUCCUUGCAGCCUGCAAUCCUUAUUCGCUGAGAAAAGGAGAGUCUCAUACAUCAGGUCUACAAGGGAAGCUAACUGUUGACGAACAGUCAAAGUUGGUAUACAGAGUUCAUCCACUUCCAGAAGCCUUGAUGGACUACGUCUGGGAUUAUGGUGCACUAAACGCAAAAGAUGAAGAAGCAUACACUCACCGGAUGGUCAAAGACAUCGGGAAAGACUUGGCUGCACUCUUUGUUGACUUGUUGAGUAUGUCGCAAAAUUUCAUCAAGCGUAACACGAACAACAAGUAUUGCGUGAGCCUUCGUGAUAUCAAAAGGUGCAAUGAUCUUGCUAAAUGGAUGAACAACAUGUUGAAGGAGAAAGGCCUUGCAAAACUGAACAACGAUUUCUGUUGUGACUAUGAAGUGAGAGCUAUCAUCCUUGCACUCUCCCACUGCUAUCAUUCACGAUUAUCUUCAUCCGAUGACCGAAAGCUGUACAGAGAAAGCGUAGCCAAAAUCUGUAAAAAGAAGUAUCCUCCUUUUACGGAGGAGCAGAUAGAAGAGGUCAUAAGAAAAGAGCAGCUGGACAUUCUGAAUAGGAUGGAACUCGAGGAGGGAAUAGCCAAGAAUGAGGCCCUGAGGGAAAAUGUGUUUGUUGUCCUUACUUCCAUCCUUAAUAGGAUUCCUGUGUUUUUGGUUGGAAAACCAGGUUGCAGCAAGUCACUUUCAUUGCAACUCAUCCGCAGUAAUCUCAGGGGACCAGACUCCAAAGAUAAGUACUUCAAGACACUGCCAGCUGUCUAUAUCGUUUCCUAUCAAGGAUCAGAGUCAUCAACAUCUGAAGGGAUCAUAAAGGUCUUUGAAAAGGCAAGACGCUACAAGGAGGCUAAUCCAGACAUCUUACCAGUUGUCCUCCUAGAUGAAAUAGGCCUGGCGGAAAAGUCCUCCUUCAAUCCACUCAAGGUUCUGCACAGUUUGUUGGAACCUAGCACGGGUGACUUCCCUGAGAUGGCUGUAGUUGGAAUAUCUAACUGGGCACUCGAUGCUGCAAAAAUGAAUCGAGCUGUUCACCUGUCCAGGCCAGAGCCUAGUGAAGAUGAUUUGUUUGAGACGGCGAAGUCAAUCCGAGAUGAGAGUGCACAACGAAGAGCUUCUGAGACGGAUGCAUACAAACCGAGAGAUGACGAGAAGUUGAAAAAGCUAGCCAAGGCAUUUUUAGACCACCAGAAUAACCAAACACAUGCAAACUUCCAUGGCUUGAGAGAUUAUUAUUCUCUCAUCAAAAGCAUGACAAUGCCACCUACCACAUUAGAAAGUGGGCUUCGUCGAAACUUUGGAGGAAUUCGAUCAGAUAUGCCAAAAAUAAUGAACACAUUCACGAAAGCAUUGAAUGUUGUUCAAAAUACUGCAAAGCACCCGUCAGCUUUAGACCUGAUCAAAGACAACCUAGCAGACAAACAUGCCCGACACCUCAUGCUGAUCACCAGUGGAGACUCUGCGCUGAGCAUCAUAGAGAAGGUAUUGUUUAAGUUAGAAAAGAAGCCCAUAAUUCUCCUCGGAAGCAGAUUUAAUGAUGACAUAUCAGAAGAAUACAACUACCGUAUCCUGAGUAGGAUCAUUCUGUGUAUGGAAGAAGGUUGUGUUCUUGUGCUCCGUGACUUGGAGAAUGUGUACAGCAGCCUGUAUGAUAUGCUGAAUCAGAACUACACGCUUGUAGGCAAGAAGAGACACUGUCGUGUGGCUUUAGGGGCCUACAGCAACCCGAUGUGUCAGGUACAUCCAGACUUCCGUUGCAUAGUCAUCAUCGACCAGCAGAAUGUGGACUACUCAGAUCCUCCCUUGUUGAACAGAUUUGAAAAACAGACGCUAACGUUCAUGGAUAUUGUAAGUGAUGUGGAGGAGCGAGCGAUUGACAUUUUGCGUAAGUGGGUUGAGGACAUAUCAACAGUAGAAGAAAUGCAGUUUACUCCAAGUCAAGCUUUCUUGGGUUAUCAUAGUGAUACCCUUCCCUCUCUGGUUGCUUUUCGCUGCCAAGAGAUGAGUAGUCAGACUAUGGACUUCAGAGAAAUUGCGGACACCUGUAAGCAAGACCUGCUGAAGAUUGCGUCAGUUGAUGCAGUUCUCCGAGCAUCAAAGUCACAGUUGGUAAUUGAUGAACAAGAGGAAGUACUCUGCAUCCAAAAGAAGUACCUAGAUCUUCCACUUAACGGUGGACUAAAGUAUUUCCUUCAACAUGCUAUCUUUGAGCAAGCUCCCUCUGCAUCAUUAGUAGAUGGUAAAUUCCAGAUACGUCCAUGUAAGCUGAUAGUGUAUACUUACUCUACUAUUCACGUUGACUUGACCCAAUGUGUGGAUGGUUUGUUCAGAAUGCAAGCUGCAAAACUGAGUCAGUUCAAAUCAGAGAGACAGCUUACAGAAGCACUGCAACGAUUCGGCAUGAGCAAUGAUCAGCUUUUCAUUCUUCAGUGCAAAACAUCUCUAGACGCACAGCACAUGCUUUUGGCCAAAUGUCAUAUUGACAAAUAUUUAGAGGAGUAUAGGGAAGCAAGGUCUCCCCAAGAAGUGAAGCACCUUUGUAUUGUAGUUCAUGUAGAAAGGGAUCAGGAGGUUGGCGGAAUGACCUCGACCUUUCCGUGGCAGUUCAACUUCCUGUGUGGUUGGCAACAAGUCACACUUGAUUCACUGGAACAACCAAAGCUUCAAGUUGCCGAAGUUAUCAACAUGUCCAUCUCUGACGUCUGUGCCAAGUUAAUUGACAUUGACUCGGUCAUUAAGGAUAAGCUUAUGUGGUGUUUUUCUUGUAUCUCAUACGACCAUCGGUCAAAAACUGUAGAUGAGAUCCUCCAAUUAAUUAGAAGGGUGACUGAGUGUCCCGAGCUGCUUCAAUGCCUUUCUAAGAAAAUCUUACACGACAUCAAGGAAGAAGAUCACAAUAUGAGCUGGCAAGUGGAUGUUGCUUGUGAAGUCGAAUUAUUGUUUGAGUGUGCCAGUUUCAUCCUUGCACUGAAAGAGCAUGUGAAACGCAGGAUUCCCCCGCCUCUCUUUAAGAUCGUGUACUUUCUAGAAGAACACAAUGCAUGGGACAGUUACUUAAACCGAGAAGAGUGCAAGGUCAUUUGGGAAACCAUGCUCAUGAAUCCAUCAGUUUGUGACGUUCGAUCAAAAUCUCUUCCAGAUCCAAAAGGGAAUCAAUCAUGCAAGGUCGAUGCCCCUCCGCCUGCCCUAGGUUUCCCUUUUUUCCACAAGCUCUACACCAUCAUUGAGGAGCACAUGACACGCCUUCGAGCAGAUGCAGAAGCAGAGCUUGUUGCAGAACAGUUCGAUGAGAUGCAGUCUUUUGUGCUGUCUGAUGAGAUGGUUGUCAAGUUGACAGGCAUCUUAAAUGGCGUGCUUCCGAAGGCUAUCACAUACGACAUGUCAACGGUUGUUGAUGGCGAGUUCUUGUUACAGCACAUCCACUCGUAUUUGAAUGACUUAUGUAAUGUCUUCUCAAUCACGUAUGUGAGUCAGAUGCCACUUGAAAUGCGCAUCAAUACGACAAAGUUGCUCGUACAGCAUCAAGUGUUGGGACUUGGCAAGGUGUCUUCAGCAAAUGAAGAACUCGCCAAGUGGCAUAUUGCUUUUCUCAUGAAUUCAGAACUUUUCGCCGCCCAACUUCAGCUUUUGAACAUUUACCAUCUGGCUACGGGAGAUGAUUCCUUGCAACUGCUAAUGUCAGUUCUUGGAACCAACUGCAAGAAAAGUGAUGUUAGCUUCUUCGGUCUUGACAACGGCUUGGUUUCUAAUAAAGAUGAGCAGUGUGACACAUCAGUGGAGUUUGUGGAUGCAAGUAAUGAAUUUCUGGAUGAGCUAGAUUUUGGCGAUGAAUCUUUUGUCUUAGCGCUUGAAAGUUACGAUGGGGAAACAGAUGAUAGUGCAUCGUUUGAUGGGGAGACUGAUGAAAGUUCACUGAAAUUCCAACUAGUCUCAUCUGUAUGCCAGUCCUUGCUCCCGAGCACAGGAUUUCUUGAAAAAUUCAAAGGUCAGGAAUCAUGGGUACGGUUUGUCAACAACAUUUGGUUAUCAGCCGAAAGUAUUAAGGUUCGGCCGAGGGAACUCCAUUACUUGCACUUUUGCAAAGACUUUGUGAACUUGCUCACAUUGCCUAGUCACCUUCGUAUACUUGAUGAGCUGAUUGUCACCACUGAAGGUGGCAACGUUUUGGACAGCGACAGUAUUCGCAUUUUCGUAGAAAAGACUAUCAGUUUCAUUCAGCAAGAGAGCAACAGGGGGUCCUAUACGACCAAAAACCGCCUCUUUCUGUCCAAGUAUUUUGAUCGUUGCAUCAAAGCAAAUGUUAAAACUCCUUUGUUGGAGAACAUCUGCAGAUCUCUGGUCACUGAUGAUGGAAGUCUCAUCGAAGGAUCACGACUGGUGAUGCGGCGUAUCAUAUGUGAAAUUGAUACAGACAAAGAUACAGUGUUCACAGAGCUCAUCAGUGACGAUGUGAAUCAAGUCAGACGUUCGGACAAUCUUGUCAUUUUGGACAACAUGCUUCAAAACCAACCAGAUGGACUGAACUCUCAUUUUGCAACCCUCUGUUGUGAUUUGAUUGGAGAAUGUGGUUUCUGCAACAUAACGAGUUAUAGUCUGAUGGAAGAUCAUUCUGGUUACAUGACCACUUCCAUCAUUGCAAGCCGAGUCGUUGCUAACUCCACUGAAUGUUCGCUGAAGUUUGUUUGUGCGUUGGCUUUUCUGAGCAAGUUGUUUCGUGUUUUUGCAGAGAUAUUCACAGACAGUAGCAAUGUUGACAACUUUUCCGAAGAACUCAAGAUAAUGGCUGAUUCCUUUGUCAAAACGCCAGUCGAUGUUCAUAAGUGGAUCUUGCGAUAUAUGUUUCAUCAGGACAUCAGUCUCUAUGAUUUGAGAAUGGCAGUGGCUUCUCUCUCAGCACUGUCAGGUGGGCAAAAUAGUGAUUACCAAAGUCUUCUUUGCCCGGUUAUUGGUUAUAGCCCGAUGAAUUACAUGGAGAUGUACAACGACGUGAGAAAUGCCUGGGUACUGCUUCUUCGCGAUGAUAAAACUAAAAUGGAGACUGUCAUCAGUAAGCUCGAAUCCUCAACAAAACACCGCACUGCACUAAUGGCAGUGCUCGUCGAUUACUCCUACCUUGUUGCGACAAGAUUCAGUGACUCGAAGAGGCUUCAUGCCCAGUGGAUCAUCAAGGGAAUCACAGAUACAAACCUCCAAGGAACAGCGUGGUAUUAUGUCAUAAAGGCCAUUUCAGGGGUUACCGACUUUAAAAGUAAACUCCAGCUAUCCGAAAAAUCUACUCUGCAGGAUGCGCAUCUUGCCUCCGUGUUAAUGCACCUCGCCACUAUCAUACUUGGUCCAUUGGAGCCGGGUAAAGAACAGAGUAUCUUUCAGAAGCUCUUUUCAUCGCAAGCUGUGGCCAAGAAAGGGACAUUUUUCCCGGGAUCACAGAAUCAGUCUUCAACCGAAGAUGCAUGUACCAGAGCAGUCAUCUGCCAUUGCGGACUGCAGUUUGUACAGGAUCUACGGUAUGAACGGUACAAAAACUGCCCAACUUGUGGUAAUUUGUUAUUUGGUGAUACAUCAACGCCUGAUGAUCAGUCAACACAACAGACCCAAAGAACAAGUGGAUACAGCUUUCCUCCUGUGCCCCAGUUGUGGAAUAAACUUCAGGGAAACAAAGGCAUGUCCAUUGCAUCACAAUUAGUCACUGACUUCAUGGUUCAUGGGUGUCUCUAUGUUGCAGCUGAGGUAUUCCCCGAUGACUUCAAGAAGGUUCCCUUUUGUGAGGGCACCAUGAUGGAAACCAGAUUGCUGGAGUUGUGGUCGGUCUUGCCAUUGGUACUAAGAGCAAAUAGCCAAGACACCUCCGUGCUACUUCACUGCAUCAUAGCGAAGUCUUCUGAUGUUUUGGUUUCUCCGCAAUAUACAGGUGCCUCAGCUUCCGUCAUAAAUCACCAAGAGAUGGAAAUACACAAUGUUGUUGAGAAGGUACUUCAAAAUUCAACACUUGCCAAACGUCAAUUUUUCGAAGAUUCGUUCAACAUGGUUGGCACACCAGCUGAAUCCAUUCAUCACCACAUGCAUGAGCUGGAUAACAUUGAUGAGAGUACAAGCAAGAUUUUACAAAGAUCAUCUCGUAGUAAACGCGAGCCAUCGCUUGAAGACCUCCGAGCAUGCUUUUGUAAUCACAGGAACAACAAUUCAGAGCAUUUCCCGUUUCUCCAUCUUGUACUGUCACGAUACAAUGCUCUAAAGUAUGUUGCCUUCCUCCCUACCUUGUUGAGAUGGAAUUUGCUGCUGAGUAGUCACAUGAGCCUUCAAAGAGCCACGCACAAAUAUUGCAACAAACAUAUCAGGGUUUUGCUUGAUGAUCAGCCAAAUAUGUCCGAGCCUUGGCAAGAUUUUAUGAAGGCAUUCAAUGAGGUCUGUGCCACGUGGACUGAGCUCACUGGCGAAACCACCCGUCCAGAUGACAUCACACUUGACUCUCAGAUCAAGGAGUGCCUCAUGCCUAAAGGGAUCGAGCAAAACACUUUGAAGCGAAUGAUCAAGACUCUUCAAGAAACACAGAAUGAAUUCUUGAUGGAGGCUCUAAAUAUAGCUACAACCACAAACUGCCCAGCAAUCGGCUUCCUCGUCAAGGACAGCCAUCUUGCUGCUGCUCCAACCAAACCUCUGAACCUGGUGAGAAAGAAGGAUGUCAUUCUUCCCCCGUCAGAUGAAUGCCUCUGUCAUCACGACAUCAACACAGAGUAUGGACAUGGAACGGAGAUAUCUUAUGACCUAAACCAGAUUGAGAUGGAGGUGGCAUUAAGCACUGUACUGAACAAAGUGAUAAUUACUGAUGGAAGCACCUUCGAAGGUUUCAUCUUUGCUGAUGACUUGUACAGUUCAUCAACUGGCAUUCUUGAUGACGUGGCAUCCAAGGUCCGACAAGAAUCCUUGCCGGAGGACAUUGUCAAUUUGGUCAUUAAGGAGGUACAUAGGUAUACAUUCACGCGUGACUUGCUUCAAACGCUAGAUGCACUCAUGGGUCUUCUGAGGAGAACCAGUGGCGACCCAGAGGCUACAUUGGACGAGUUCAUCAACAAGUGGAGCGCAGUCAUUUCAAUUAAAUUUCCUGACCUGUUAAAAUCCAUCAACCUAAAGCACAUAGUUGCACUGUACCAUCAUUUGGAGCUUCGUCUGUCAGCUGCAGUCAUACAGAACCUUGGUAAAGAAUAUCGUACAAAGUUCCCUGUUAAAUUCCAGCUCGAACUACACAAAUGCUGCUCCAGCUGUCCUCCAGAUGUUGUCAUUCAGUUCCGAGACAUCCUAAAGACGUUUGCUUUUCGCUACCUCGGAGCAAGACGGAACUUUCAACCUAACUGCCAAGAGCGACUACGUGAUCUUUUGGGAGGAUUGGCUGGAUAUGACCGUGUGAUCCCUCUUCUUCACAAAGACACUCAACUUUGCCACAUUAUGGACCUCAUAGCAUAUUUGGACAAGACAAUUAAGUGUAAAGAGGAAAAAGCAGUGAAGGGAAAACACAAAGGAGUGAAGAAAACAGCACUUGCAACUGGCUCAUCGUACUAA